This is a messenger RNA of Numida meleagris (helmeted guineafowl), 833 nucleotides long. RefSeq names its product ergosterol biosynthesis 28 homolog (gene ERG28). Lineage: Eukaryota; Metazoa; Chordata; Aves; Galliformes; Numididae. The transcript has 5 exons. Gene Ontology annotation, molecular function: protein-macromolecule adaptor activity. The record is from RefSeq and is a predicted model, not a curated record. Gene Ontology annotation, cellular component: endoplasmic reticulum; membrane. The coding region runs from base 2 to 529 and encodes 175 amino acids.
CAUGGAGCGGCGCUCCCGCAGCCAAUGGGAGUGCAGGAAGGCGGCGCGGGUCGGGGCCCCGGUGCGGGAGCGCGGUGCGGGGCCGAGCCGUGGCGGCGGCGGCAGGAUGAGCCGGUUCCUGAACGUGUUGCGCAGCUGGCUGGUCAUGGUGUCCGUCAUCGCCGCCGGGAACACGCUGCAGAGCUUCCGCGACCACAGCUUCCUCUCGGAGAAGCUCUACACCGGCAGCCCCGGUCUCGUGAACGGGCUGCAGGCGCGGACGUUCGGCAUCUGGACGCUGCUGUCCUCGGUGAUCCGCUGCCUGUGCGCCAUCGACAUCCGCAACCAAACCCUCUACUACAUCACGCUCUUCACCUUCUUUAUGGCCCUUGUUCACUUCCUCUCUGAAGUCUUCAUUUACCACACCGCAGCCUUGACAAUUGGAGUUAUGGCACCCCUCAUGGUAGCAAGUUUCUCUAUCCUGGGGAUGCUGAUUGGACUACAGUACCUAGAGGUAGAAGCACUGUCAGAAAAUAAGAAGAAAAACUGAGGCUGAGUGCACUGUAAAGGCAAUUGCAGCUGACUGGUGCCAAAGACAAGCUCCCACAGGAGUCUGUCCAAGCUUGCUGGGAGCGCUUGGUGACUGCCUCCCUGCAGGAGGGCAGGGAGCGCCUCAGGCAUGCCCAUGAAAUCCCUAAGGUCUGCCCCUGGUGCCCCCAUGGGGAGGAGGUGCAGAGCCCAGGAUCCACUGAACACUGGACAGGAAAGAGAAUAUGUGCUGCCCCGAUCCAGCUGUGUAACUUGCAUGUGUGUGUUCUGCAGGGGGCAUUUCUAAUAAAUAACAGAAAACUGAC